Molecule: messenger RNA, 610 nt
Organism: Psammomys obesus (fat sand rat)
Lineage: Eukaryota; Metazoa; Chordata; Mammalia; Rodentia; Muridae
Gene: Stmp1
Product: short transmembrane mitochondrial protein 1
Exons: 3
Coding region: 80-223 (47 amino acids)
Source: RefSeq, a predicted model, not a curated record
CUCGCGCUGGGGAGGAGUCUCGCAGCAUUGCUGGAGCUGAGGCGUUUUCUGCAGUCUUGUCGCCCUCCCCACCGACAUCAUGCUCCAGUUCCUGCUUGGAUUUACUUUGGGCAACGUGGUUGGAAUGUAUCUGGCUCAGAACUAUGACAUGCCAAACAUGGCUAAAAAGCUUGAAGAGAUUAAAAAGGACCUGGAAGCCAAGAAGAAGCCCCCCAGUUCCUGAUGCCCACCUGGCACUGCAUUCUGGACCCACCAGUUCCGUCCUGAGGGGCCUGCCUCUUUCAUAGCCACACCCGAAGCUCUGUUGCUCUCGGGUCUCAGAUCCCGUGUGUUGCCUCAGAGCCAGCACAGGCAGAAGUCGGGUCAGCUUUGCUUCCAGCAGCUCCCCCUCCUCCUGUAUCUUCUGUCCAGCUGCUUCUGAGUCCUAAGACUAUGGUGCUAGGUUAGCAAACGCGGCCUGUACUUGUACUCGCUCACCUGUCCUUUGCGAGUUCUGCCGCCUGUUGUCAAAAGAAAAAUGAAUGGAUUUGGAUAGCUGCUUUUACUGUCUAGCAGCUUGCUAGAUGAAACUCAAUCUUGUUGUCAAAUUAAACUCAGUACCUUUAAGCCA